Messenger RNA from Colletotrichum fioriniae, 1020 nucleotides. RefSeq lists its product as uncharacterized. Lineage: Eukaryota; Fungi; Ascomycota; Sordariomycetes; Glomerellales; Glomerellaceae. The record is from RefSeq and is a predicted model, not a curated record.
AUGGGUAGAGUGAAAUCAGAGCAACCCGCCGGCAGAAACGGCCAAGCCAACGGCCAAGCCAACGGCCGAGACCAGCGCAAUCGCGGUGGCCGUGGACGCGGACGUGUCCAGCAGAGUCGAAUGCAUCGCACUCCCGCCCCCUGGUCGGCUCGUGACUAUUACGCCCUCGGACGUCUUCACUCCCCAAUUCCUGCCCCCGCCUCCGCCUCCGCCCCCGCCCCCGAGGCCUGGGUCUCUCUGGGAGACCUCGACAGAAACCUCCAGAAGUGGAUGAGAGAGGGGCAGCCGGGCGAGACGCUGUCCAGAUGGGGCCUGGGACCUGGCGAGUAUGACAUUCUCGAGGACCGCGUCCUCGCGGAUAUUGUGGCCAAGUGGCCCGACGCGACUGUGGCUCUGCUCUACGACAAGGCGCAGGAGGCUAGAGAGCAUGUCUACCGCCACUUUGCGGGCCAGGGCAAAGUCCGCAUCAGUCUCGAGGCGAGCGACUGGCUCAAGCUUGAGGGCUUGUGGAAGCUUAUGGACAAGGCCCUUGGUCACGAGGAGCGCAAUUACCCGUUCAACUACACUUACGAUCAGAUCCGCUUCUUUGACCGCGGUACGAUGGACAAGCAGUAUGCCUUCUACUUCAAAAAGUACGAGCACGAGCGUGCUCCCGCACAAGACGUCGCUCCGGCUGCCGCCGCUGCCGCUGCCCCGAUCGUCGGCCGUCCGAUGUCGUCGGUUCCUCCUGCCGCCGCUGGUACUUACCUCAUCCGAGAGCAGGCGCACAUGCCGACGGCCUGGAUGGCGGCGCCUGGUGGUCCGCCUCCCACUGCCCAGGGUGGUGGUUUCUGUACCGGCAACCACGUUCCUGGAUCCUUUGUCCCGAUGCCUUCGCAGGGAGCCUGUAUGAUGGGAGGAGGAGGAGGAAUGGGCCAGCCGGUCGUCCACGGAGGCACCGCGGGCCACUUCUAUCCUGCGCCUCAGCAUCACCACCAUCAUCCUGGACCGCAGCCGGGGCCUGGCAUGGGCUAUUACUAA